UCCCCAUCCUCUCUCUUGGAACAUAGGAAAAUUUUAAGAAAAAACAAUGCGGGGCUUUGGAUCGAGAGUUUUAGAAAUCGAAACCCUAUGGUUUGAAAACAAAACCAAAAAAAUCAAGAAAAAAGGCUCACCGAGAGAAUCAAGGAGCUGAAGUACUGGAUUGGAGAUGGAGAUUUAUAAGGUCGGGAUGAGAUGAUAUGCGGUCAUAUACGAUCGUAUGUAUGGAUUGGGAUAUGACACUGGGAAGGUUUUUUGAAGAUGAACCUCUCUCUCUCUCUCUCUCUCUCUCUCUCUCUCUCUCUCUCUCUGUCUGUCUGUAAGAUAUAUUCAAUUUCAAGUAAGAAAUUGCAUUUUCUUCAUCUCUAAAACUCGCACUCUCAAAGCUUCCUGCAAAUGAUACACGCAUCAUCAAGCCACAUCCAGUUCAGAUGGCCGCACCUGCUCAGGUCAAUGAUACAGUUGGAAAACUGGCUGGAGGUAAAUACUGCAAUAAUGAUGUUGGGCCUGGGAGGCUUUUUGGGACUGUUCUGAGAAAAAGUUGCUUGGAAGGCAGAAUGCUCUGUUACAAGCGAAUGGUCUCCCGAUGGAUGCUACUUCAUGACUGCAACAAUAGGAUACAGUGAUUAACUUUAUUUAAGCAUUGAUGCAUUGACUUUAAAACCCUCCCACAACGUAUUGUAGCAUUUAGGAAGUUUAUUUCGGAGUUUUGGAGUUUAUCGAGAUGAUUUGAAGCCAUAUUCAGAUUGAGGAGGAUUGGAAAAAGCACAGAUUAGGCUUGUCAAUGUUCAUUUUUGUAAGAGUACAGUCUCUUCUGGACCUUCCUUUAUGGACCACAGCUGCAGCAGCAAAUCCUUGUCAGGAGGAACUGACAUGUUGUGUGGAAAGAUCUUCUUUGCUUAAUAGAUUGGGGACUCUCAGUGAUCUGGAAUAUGGGAUGAAAAAUUUACUUUCUACUCCUGAAGUUCAGAAGCCUGUUUCUGAUGGUAAUGAUCAGACAGAGCCAGUAAGUGUCACUGGCCUAGAAACGUUCUCUCUGAGUUACAAGGUGCAAUGGUCGUUGUCCCUUGUGAUUUCCAGAAAAGCCUUGACAAAGUAUCAGUUGAUUUUUCGAUUCCUAUUUCAUUGUAAACACGUCAACCGCCAACUUUGUGGAGCAUGGCAAGUCCAUCAAGGGGCUCGUGCUUUUAACAAAUUGGGAACAGCCACCUCCCGCUCUUCAGUGCUUUGCCACAGCAUGCUUAAAUUUAUUAAUAGCCUUUUACAUUAUUUGACAUUUGAGGUUCUUGAACCCAACUGGCAUGUGAUGCACAAUAGACUUCUAACUGCAAAGAGCAUAGAUGAGGUUAUCCAACACCACGAUUUUUUCCUUAAAAAAUGUCUGAAAGAGUGCCUGCUUCUCUUGCCUCAACUUCUCGAGGUCAGGAAUUUGCUCCCUUGUCUAAUGGAUAUGAACAGUGUAUCCUACUUCAUUACAAUUCAAUCCUUGUUUCUUGAAAUGGAAAUCAAAUUCACUAGGAUCAUCUGAAAUUGUGUGUUGCCUUUCAACAGCAAUAGUAUUUGUUUUGAUUAAAAUCCAUCUUGUUAACUGAGUGCCUUAAGACUGGGCUGAUUAAUAUUUUGUUGGCUUCAGGGAUCUCAUUUGCUUCAUUCAAUUAGCAAUUGUAUGCUAAACGUCUGUUUGCAUCAACCAUAAAAUAGAUGUGGCUGAUUUUUAUGGAUCUUGUCUCAUCCCAAUUUU
Magnolia sinica is the source of this 1738-nucleotide messenger RNA. RefSeq names its product gamma-tubulin complex component 2-like. Lineage: Eukaryota; Viridiplantae; Streptophyta; Magnoliopsida; Magnoliales; Magnoliaceae. Gene Ontology annotation, molecular function: microtubule minus-end binding; gamma-tubulin binding. The record is from RefSeq and is a predicted model, not a curated record. The transcript is spliced from 10 exons. Gene Ontology annotation, cellular component: equatorial microtubule organizing center; spindle pole; centrosome. Gene Ontology annotation, biological process: microtubule nucleation; spindle assembly; cytoplasmic microtubule organization. The coding region runs from base 782 to 1525 and encodes 247 amino acids.